Trifolium pratense (red clover) is the source of this 786-nucleotide messenger RNA. RefSeq lists its product as uncharacterized. The transcript has a single exon. NCBI's taxonomy places the organism in Eukaryota, Viridiplantae, Streptophyta, Magnoliopsida, Fabales, Fabaceae. The record is from RefSeq and is a predicted model, not a curated record. Bases 28 to 450 code for a protein of 140 amino acids.
UUGAGUUUUAUAUACUUCAUUGUUACAAUGGGAAACUGCUUGACAAACAACAAAAUAUUAGCACAAGAUGAUCAUGAAAACUAUAAUGAUCAAGCAAGAAAAGUUGAGAAUAUGAAGACAUUUUCAUCGUCGAAGUUUGAAGCGCGGUCGAGGAAUGAAAAAUGCAUGAAGAAUAAGAAGAAGGUAAGGUUUGACAUACAAAAUGAUAAAGAAGGUGAUAAAGGAGGUGAUGGUAAUUCUAGAAGUAAGACUAUGAGGAUUAGAGUGGUGAUGACUCAAGAAGAGUUGAAAAAAAUGUUGAGUUGCAAAGAUGAAUAUGAGAACAAUACAUUGGAGCAAUUACUUGGUCUUAUGAAGUUGAGAGGAGGAAAAAUUAGUAAACAUGAUUUGGGUGAAUAUUCUUGGAAGCCAGCUUUAGAAAGCAUCCCAGAAGAUCGUUUAAUUAAGUAGUGACCAAAAAUUGUUCUCACCAGAAAUUGAACUCAAGUUCUCCCGAACGAUUCAUCUUAAGGGGAGUUCAUUAACCACUUGAGUUCAAUAUCUUGAUUAAAUAGUUAUUUGUUUUGAUAGUGAUAACUUUAUGUAAAUAUGGUGAUGAUUUUAUGAUAUUUCCCCCCAUUUUAAUUGAUGUAGGAAUAUGUGUUGAGUUUCAUAUAUAAGAGGGUUUUAAUUUGGCUUGAGAAAAUAAAAAACUAAUUAAGAUGGGAUGAAGAUUGUGCAGAUUUUGGUGGGUAUGGUUUUUUUUAUCUUUGUGAUAACACUAAAUAGAUAUUUUGUUUGUAUGAA